Striga hermonthica is the source of this 1215-nucleotide messenger RNA. The record is from the annotation of a GenBank genome assembly. Lineage: Eukaryota; Viridiplantae; Streptophyta; Magnoliopsida; Lamiales; Orobanchaceae.
AUGAACUCCCCUUUCAUGUUCUUCCGUGGGAAUGCCCGGGACCUCGGGACCCAAUCUCUCAACUACCAAGGAGUGGGGCCCACCUCCCCUUGGAUGCAAUUGCAGCCGAGGUUUGAACCUUCGAUUCUCGGCAUGCAGAGUGAUACUACUGCUUUUCAGGAAAUGAGAUGGGCCGACUCAUCCAAACAGUCCCAGCUGCUUUUCGGCAACCGGCCUGUGGGCCUGACACAGGCACAGGCCCAGAUACCACAGCAACAACAACAGCCUCAAAACCUCAUGCACAACACUCUUUUUCAGCAGCAAAUGCUCCAUCAGAAUUCGUUCGACAAUAAUGACAGCACGCAAAUGCAACACGGUCUUGAUCAUGAACGGGCCUCAUCGGGUGGUCCCGUAUUCUCCCAAGCCCAGACAAACAUGCACAUUAGUUCUCCUCUGCACGGGUUAUUUGGGCCGGGCCGCCAAGAAGAUGGUGCUUGGCCCGCCAAGCGUGUGGCACUCGACCCACUUCCUUUUACGGAUUCAAAUUCGAAUUCGGUCCAGGUCGAGCAGUUGGGCUUACUGAGCUCGAGUGUGGCCCACAAUUCUGUGUCUCUGCCUCCAUUUCCCGGCAGUAAUGACCCACACAAUCACUUUGUUUUUGGAUUGUCGGGCCUUAAAGGAGUUGGAGAAAGUGAGACUGUGAAUAUGGGUGUUGCCUCAUCGAGCUCGGUUGCCGAUUACUCAUUUAAUCCUACUGUUAACACAAACAAUUGUGUAGAGGAUUCGGGUUUUGUGCCUUCUUCGGAUAAUGGGGAGCUUGCUAAUCCAACCAAUAGAGCAUUUGUGAAGGUUUAUAAGUCGGGAACGUUUGGAAGGUCACUCGAUAUAACAAAGUUCAGCAGCUACAAUGAGCUGCGUAUGGAACUCGCUCGGAUGUUUGGGCUCCAGGCCCAAUUGGAAGAUUCUUUAAGAUCAGGCUGGCAGCUUGUGUUUGUAGACUGUGAAAAUGACGUGCUCCUUCUCGGUGAUGAUCCGUGGCCGGAAUUUGUAAACAGUGUGUAUUGUAUCAAGAUACUUUCACCAGAAGAGGUUCAAGAAAUGCGAAAAAGGGGGCUCGAGCUUCUUAACAAUGUUCCUCUUCACCAAAAUGUCGUGUGUGAGGGCUACCCGAGCCACCAAGAACCGUCGAGGAAUAUGAAUGCCAACAUAGCUUCUGUAGGGACUCUUAAUUUCUGA